Clarias gariepinus (North African catfish) is the source of this 2442-nucleotide messenger RNA. RefSeq names its product procollagen-proline, 2-oxoglutarate 4-dioxygenase (proline 4-hydroxylase), alpha polypeptide 2 (gene p4ha2). Gene Ontology annotation, cellular component: endoplasmic reticulum. The record is from RefSeq and is a predicted model, not a curated record. Bases 200 to 1870 code for a protein of 556 amino acids. The transcript has 16 exons. Lineage: Eukaryota; Metazoa; Chordata; Actinopteri; Siluriformes; Clariidae. Gene Ontology annotation, biological process: peptidyl-proline hydroxylation to 4-hydroxy-L-proline. Gene Ontology annotation, molecular function: L-ascorbic acid binding; procollagen-proline 4-dioxygenase activity; protein binding.
AUAACACGUUUUAAAGCAAUUAUUCUGCGCAUUGAGUAGUAGAUUUACGUAUGACCACUCCAGUGCGUUAGAAAGUGUGGAGGACCAGUACGUGGCAGUUAAAGUUGUACUGCUGUUCGAGCACGUAGCUCGAGGAUUCUGUAGAACCAGAUUUCAGGAGGUUCUCUGUAGUUUCAGUGAAGAAGUGUACAUCAGAGACAUGCAGUUUUUGCUGGUGACCGUUUGGUCUGUGUGCUGGCUCUGUUGCAAAGUACAGGCAGAGGUCUUCACAUCUAUUGGCCAGAUGACAGACUUGAUCUUGGCAGAGAGGGAUUUGGUUCACUCCCUGAAGGAAUACAUUAAAGCAGAGGAGUCCAAGCUUGAUGCUGUGAAAAGCUGGGCAAACAAGCUGGAUGUGCUAACACUUGCAUCAACUACUGAUCCUGAAGGAUUUUUGGCUCAUCCAGUGAAUGCCUACAAGCUGAUGAAAAGACUAAACAGGGAAUGGCCUGAACUAGAACAACUGGUACUACAAGACUCUUCAGAUGGGUUCAUCUCAAACAUGUCUAUGCACCGACAGUUUUUCCCAGAUGAGGAGGAUCAAACAGGUGCAGCCAAAGCUCUGAUGCGUCUCCAGGAUACAUAUCACCUGGACUCUGAGAGCUUCUCCAAAGGCAAAUUGCCAGGUGUGCGCUUCAAUGCUUUUCUGACUGUGGAUGACUGCUUUGACAUGGGAAGGACAGCGUACAAUGAUAAUGACUAUUACCAUGCAGUACUGUGGAUGCAACAGGCCCUGCGACAGAUGGAUGCUGGUGAGGACUCCAAAAGAUCUAAGUCAGAAAUCCUGGACUACCUGAGUUACUCUGUCUAUCAGAUGGGAGAUAUUCCUCGAGCCAUUGAACUCACUCGACGCCUGGUGUCUAUUGAUCCCAGCCAUGACCGAGCACAAAGCAAUCUGCGGUACUUUGAGCAGUUGUUCUCCAAAGAGCUAAAGGAGAUGGAUCAGGAAAAAAAAGAUCCUACUGGAGAGACAUCCACUGAGCCGGUAACCUAUGAGCGCCCUAAAGAUUAUUUGCCUGAGAGAGACGCCUAUGAGGCCCUGUGUAGAGGCGAGGGGGUCAAAAUGACUGAACAGAAGAAAAGUAAGCUGUUCUGCCGCUAUCAAAAUGGGAACAGGAACCCACGUCUUCUUCUUAAGCCAAUGAAAGAGGAGGACGAAUGGGACAAUCCACACAUUGUCCGCUAUCUGGACGUGCUUUCUGAUGAAGAGAUUGAGAAGAUCAAAGAGCUUGCCAAACCUAGGCUUGCAAGAGCAACUGUGCGAGAUCCAAAAACAGGUGUAUUGACAACAGCACAGUACAGGGUAUCCAAGAGUGCAUGGUUGGAAGGAUAUGAGGAUCCAGUCAUUGCUCGUGUCAAUCGGAGAAUAGAAGACAUUACUGGUCUAACAGUGGAGACUGCAGAACUUCUUCAGGUUGCUAACUAUGGGAUUGGAGGUCAAUAUGAGCCACAUUUUGACUUCUCAAGGCGUCCUUUUGACAGCAACCUCAAAGUUGAUGGAAAUAGGCUUGCCACCUUUCUUAACUACAAAGAUGAGACCGAAGCUUUCAAAUCUUUAGGCACAGGAAAUCGUGUGGCUACUUUUUUAAAUUAUAUGAGUGAUGUGGAAGCUGGUGGUGCCACUGUGUUUCCAGAUUUUGGUGCUGCUAUCCGGCCAAGAAAGGGCACUUCUGUCUUCUGGUACAAUCUCUUCAGGAGUGGUGAGGGAGAUUACAGAACAAGACAUGCAGCCUGUCCAGUUUUAGUCGGUAGUAAAUGGGUGUCAAACAAGUGGAUCCAUGAGAGAGGUCAGGAGUUUAGGAGACCUUGUGGCCUCACCGAAGUGGACUGAUUCUGCCUAUUGAGAAAUAACUUCUUAAACAUUUAAAACACUCAGCUUCUCCAAAAGUGCCUGAACUGUGAUGGAUCAUGAACACAACACAAUUUGGAGUCUUACACAAAGAUGUUGGAUGCACUUUUGUCAGAAGUCAGUCAGCUGUGGUAGCCAUGUUGGACACUGUAAACAUUUCUGUGGUGAUCAGGAAUCAAUAGCCUUAACUACCAAAUUGGGGCUAUAUUAAGUGCAUCAUCUUAAGGGAUCUUUUGUCUUUCUUUUUUAUAUUUCUUUCUUUUUUUUCCUUCUCCAAAAACUGUUAUUUUCUGUAGUUUUACACUAGUCCUUUUGUGGAAAUUAUGGAAAUGAAUCAUGCGCCAAAAUACAAAGUUUCUAAAAAAAAAAAAAAAGUCUGUAAGAGCUCUGUGUGAACUUCCCUGGAUAUUCUUAUUACUUUUCAGAUGGAAUUUUUUUUCUUUGAUCUUUUUUGUUCUGAAAUCAUGUGUCUGUCAUGGUUAAAAUGCCAAAGUCCACAUCUAAUGUGAUUGCUGAUAUGUGCAUAAUUAAUAAAAUAUAUACAAUAUAAAAUA